Molecule: messenger RNA, 2030 nt
Organism: Oryza brachyantha (malo sina)
Lineage: Eukaryota; Viridiplantae; Streptophyta; Magnoliopsida; Poales; Poaceae
Product: nuclear envelope-associated protein 2-like
Exons: 5
Coding region: 510-1544 (344 amino acids)
Source: RefSeq, a predicted model, not a curated record
UUUGGUCGACAUGAGCCAGUCACGUAGCCUACACAAUAUUUUGUAUACUUUGCUUUGUCGUUCCUCAUUACCAAUACAAUAAAUAUGAUGAGUACUGAAAGCUACACUUCUGUCACUUAGUUGCUAAAUGUCUAGGCUCCACUCAAUCUCGUACCCUUGAUCCGAAUAAAACGGAUGCUUUCAGAUCAGUAAUUUAAGUGGAACACGUUGCAUGUAGCAAGCAUCAUUAUAUGUUUUUAUUUCCUCUCAAAUUUGUUUAUUGUUUUCUGCAGCGAAAGCUACCUGCUGGUCAGUACUGGCCUGUGCUAGGAGGCUUCUUGUGAGGCAACCAGAGGUGUUUUGUUUGGUCAAAGAAGAGCUCAGCUCUCUUCUUUGUCUUCUUCAUGAGGUGCUUGCUGUGAGGCCUGAGCCGUCCUGCUUGUUCUUGGAGAGAAUAUAACAGUAUUCCAGAAGCAGUGUUUUUGUUGCUAUUGAAACUUGGAAGAGAAACUGUGUUUUGAGGCUUGGCUAUGUCAGUUUCAGAGAAGGUGGUGCCACCAUCUUCUCUGUCUUCGGCAGAUUUGGAUCCGCUGUUGAAGGAUCUCACAGAGAAGAAGUUAAGUUUUCGGAGAAACGUGGUGUCCUUGGCGGCUGAGCUCAAGGAUGUGAGGAACAAACUUGCUUCACAGGAGCAGUUGUUUGCCCGGGAAUCCCAAACCAGAAAGUUUGCUGAGACAAAGGCAAGGAGCAUGGAGGAGGAAAUAAGUAAGCUGCAGAAAUGCUUACAUGAUAAAGAUGAGCAACUACGUUCUUCCACAGGUUGCACGGAACAGUACCUUCAUGAGUUGGAUGAUCUUAGAUCGAAACUGUCAGUUACCCAAGCUACAGCAGAAGCAAGUGCAGCAUCAGCCAAAUCAGCUCAGUCGCAAUGCCUGUCGUUAUUGAAAGAACUGAAUGAGAAGGACAGCUCGCUGAAAGAACACGAGCUUCGAGUCAACAAGCUAGGUGAGCAGCUGGAUCUUCUCCAGAAGGACCUUGAAGCAAGGGAGUACUCACAGAGGCAACUCAAAGAUGAAGUUCUGAGGAUUGAAACAGAUAUCAUGGAUGCAGUUGCCAAAGCUGGGUCCAACAAAGAUAAUGAGCUUCUAAAGAUUUUAUCUGACGUAUCUCCAAGGAACAUUGAUAAUCUCAACAAGCUUUUGAACGCUAAGGAUGUAGAGAUUGCCAGAUUGAGAGAUGAAAUUAGGAUAUUAUCUGCUCACUGGACGAACAAGACAAAGGAACUAGAGUCACAAUUGGAGAAACAAAAGAGAACCGACCAAGAACUGAAAAAAAGAAUUCUAAAGCUUGAGUUCUGCCUUCAAGAAUCACGGUCUCAGAUAAGAAAACUUCAGAGGGCUGGUGAGAAAAGAGACAAGCAACUCAAGGAGUUGAAGGAUCAGGUGGCCAUGAAGCAGCCCAGUGUCCCAUACCGCGACGACAAGCACAACUUCUGGGAGAACCAGAGCUUCAAGUUCAUAGCCUCCAUGUCAAUGCUCGCACUGGUCAUCCUCACAAAACGAUGAAACAGCAUCCCCAACUCCAUCAUCCUGUGUAAAGAUGCUACUAGUAGAUUCCAGUUUUAGGUGAGCAGCUUGCUCAUAGUCUAUAGUCAUGUAGGGCAUGCUGCAUGAUCAGUCAUCAGAUGCCCACACUUAAAUUUGCCGACAUCCAAGAUUAGCUUGUACUAGUAUUGUAGUAAUACUGUAGUACUCUAGUGCAGUUGCUGCUAGCUCAUGUUAGCUCUCAUAAGCAGUAUUGUAGUUACAGCAACUACCUAAAUUUAAGUCUAGCUGCCGCAGCUGUAGUUGCGGUUGUAUUAAUGCUGAUAUGGUUCCCUUGUUCCAAACUUCACUGUCUAGCUAAUUAAGCUAGUUCUUGCUUCUGAACUCUGAAUUUCUGGAGUUCAGUAUGCAAACAGAACGCACUGGUUGUGAACAACCGUGCCAAGGUCCAAAUCAGCAAUGGUAUGAGGUGAUGAGAAGCAAAUCUGGUCCAAAUUUGGAUGGCAU